Dichotomopilus funicola is the source of this 2043-nucleotide messenger RNA. RefSeq names its product Sds3-like-domain-containing protein. The transcript has 4 exons. Gene Ontology annotation, molecular function: histone deacetylase binding. Gene Ontology annotation, cellular component: Sin3-type complex. Lineage: Eukaryota; Fungi; Ascomycota; Sordariomycetes; Sordariales; Chaetomiaceae. Gene Ontology annotation, biological process: negative regulation of transcription by RNA polymerase II. The record is from RefSeq and is a predicted model, not a curated record. The coding region runs from base 1 to 2043 and encodes 680 amino acids.
AUGGCCACCGGCGACACCGUGCCGCCCAUGGCACUUUCCAGCCCGGCCCCGCCUGUCCUGGACAACAGCCCCAGUAACCUCUCAAGCCCGCUCAGCGACCCUGAGGACCGGGACGGAUACGGCGACGAGGCGGAUCUCGACAUGCGCGACGGCCACAACACGCCCACCCGUAAUGGAGUCAAGACCGCUAUCGAUUCCGACGCCGCGUCCGAGUCAGACGACGAAAGCAAGCUAUCCGAAGUGGACGUCAAUGAUUCGGAAGCCGAAACAGAACGUCUUUAUGAUACCCCACCAAAGAACGGCGCGACACGCGACAUAAUAAACACGGCUGGCGAAGGAAAUCGGCGAUUCACUGACCGCCGAGAUCGACUGUUCGAGCGCAGCCCGAGCAAGCUCCACCAACAACUUCGAGCCGACCUAGACACAAGGGAAGAUUCCAGCCGCCACAAUUCUGGUUCCGACGGCGAAGAUGAUGACGAAAGGGAUGCUUCAUUACCCCCCAGCGACCCCGAGCCCGAGCCGAUUAAAGAAACUCGACUCCGAGGGGCCUUGCUAGCGAGGAAAAGCCAAGUUGUUGCCCCCAACGAUGGACCAACUUCACACCCCAGGAGGAGCUCCGGCGAUUCGCGAAAAAGGAAGCGGCCUUCUAUGGUUGAGCACUCAGAACUAGAACAGCCGCUUAAGAAGCGGUCUGGGUCGGUCACUGCCGCCGACCGUGGCAAUACCGAGGACGUCGCAAUGGUUGAUGAUGACGGGGUGUCGACAAACCCGCAAAGCGGUAAUCAUACCGCCGAAGAAGACAAUGAGGAGCUUGCGACGGCAGCGGAAGCCAAAGAGGAGCCCGCCGACACGGUUGAAGAAGACGUGGCGAUUGCGACCAGGACUCGAAAAGGGAGGCGCAGUCCUACAAAAAAGCAGAAGAGUAAAAGCCCCGAGGAAGCUAAAGAGGACGCACCAGAUGAGCCUCCAGAGGACGGCGACGUCCAAAGUGUGGAAAUACCCACACCCCAAGCCGAGGACGACCACGCGGACGAGGCCGAUGAAGAGGCGGAGGCUGCCCACCGUAAUGAGGAAGAAUCGAUUGAGAAGCAAUUUACUAGCUUCCGUGAGCGCCUUUAUCAGGAACGUCUUGAACAACUCAACCAGGAAGAAGCGAUGCUCACGAGCGAUAACCCGACCCACCCCGAGUAUCUCGCCAUGCUACAGUGCUUAGAAGAACGGCGAUCUGAGAAGGUUCGGCGAAGCGAACUCGAACUACAAUUCAAAAUGUCGGUGCUUCGACGUCGAGCAGUGGCGGAACGCUCUCAGAUUAUGUCACAGUUUUUUCAAGCUGUCCGUGAACUGCGGGACGAAACAAUGGCAGAACUAGGCCAAGAGUGGUACCAGAUCCAACAAGAACGGCGACGGGCUGCCAACACGAUACCGGAUUAUGGGAUCCGGUUUCCUGUAGCGAGGGGCGAUGCAGUCCGAAACGCGGUUUCGUACAACAAGGAAGUCUCGGUGCUCUCUGGCUUUGCGAAACAUGUUGGGUUUCCAGCAGCGCCGGCUAUUCAUGGCGCCUCUGAGGAUCAACUGGAGGCUGAUCUAGAAGCUAUUCAGGCAAGUUAUGGCGGCGACGCGACCUACUUAAGUGUUCGGGAACCGAUGCAGAGGCAGACCUCGAAUCCCGGCCCCCCAUUCCGCCCAGAGUAUCCAGGCGGCCUUGCGUCAUUCGUACAGGGACUGGGAGCCGCGGGAGAACAGUUUAUUGAGCAGACCCCUUGGGCGAACCCCAACCACCCUUCUCACCGCAUGCAGCCACAGCCUCAGCCGGGACACCGCGAAGGAAAUCCUCAGCUCGCUCUUGCUGGCCCAUCAUCCGGCCCUAGAAGGCACUCAGGGCAACCUGGAGGAUUGUUCUCGUCGAGUACUACAACCAUACUCAAUGGCGAUUCCCCUGGGCAGGUCCAGAGAACGCACUCGCCGACUAUUGGGGAGCCUAGCUCCAAAAGGAACGCCGCGCCUGAGCCGCUCCGGCGGGAGCCCGCCGUUCAUGUGUCUUGA